Molecule: messenger RNA, 273 nt
Organism: Rotaria sp. Silwood1
Lineage: Eukaryota; Metazoa; Rotifera; Eurotatoria; Philodinida; Philodinidae
Source: the annotation of a GenBank genome assembly
AUGUUCAGUGAGCAAGCCAAUGGAAAUAAUCGGCCACGCGAAUGGUGGCACCAUCUUACACUCACCCUGCUAUUAAAAUUCGUGAUACUUGCACCAAAGAAGCCUGAUAUCACUACGACAACAUCACCAUCAUCAAAACCACCAUCAACAUCAGCAUCAUCAACGACGACGUCAUUAUCACCAACUGCUACCGUGCCAUUAAUAGCAGCUGCGACUACGAAUCAACAACCGGGUAUAUGUAGUUGCUAUCCAUCUCGUUCACGGUUACAUUAA